Molecule: messenger RNA, 2362 nt
Organism: Lucilia cuprina (Australian sheep blowfly)
Lineage: Eukaryota; Metazoa; Arthropoda; Insecta; Diptera; Calliphoridae
Product: protein sine oculis
Biological process (GO): regulation of transcription by RNA polymerase II
Cellular component (GO): transcription regulator complex; nucleus
Molecular function (GO): DNA-binding transcription factor activity, RNA polymerase II-specific; RNA polymerase II cis-regulatory region sequence-specific DNA binding
Source: RefSeq, a predicted model, not a curated record
UAACACAAUAAAAGAAAAAAUAUUUUAAAGAAAACUAAAUAAAUUAUGUGGCUAAAUAUAAACUAGAAAACAAAAACUACGAAUUUUUCUAAAGAAAUUUCAAGUAGAACAACAGCCCCUACAAAAAUGCUACAACAUCCCGCCAGAUUUUACGAUUUGGCUGCUGCCAAUGCUGCUGUUUUAACAUCACGCCAAACUCCACCAUAUAGUCCUACCGGACUAACGGUUUCGGGUUUAACGAACAAUAAUAACAAUAGCACAAGCAAUAAUAACAACAAUUUGGAUAUGUUGUCUCAUGGUAAUACCAAUAGUGUACCGGGUUCUACUCAUUUGGGUGGUAAUCAGAAUACAAGUACAAAUGGUGGCGGUGGUGGCGCUAGUAAUGGCGCCAAUGGUCGCGAGUCGUUGCCAUUUUGGUUUUACCAGGAACAGGUGGCGUGUGUAUGUGAGGUUUUACAACAAGCUGGUAAUAUUGAAAGACUGGGCCGUUUCCUAUGGUCAUUGCCACAAUGUGAUAAAUUGCAAUUAAACGAAUCUGUGCUAAAAGCCAAGGCCGUUGUUGCAUUCCAUCGCGGUCAAUACAAAGAAUUGUAUCGAUUGUUAGAACAUCAUCAAUUCUCACCACACAAUCAUGCUAAAUUGCAAGCGCUGUGGUUAAAAGCUCAUUAUGUGGAAGCCGAAAAACUGCGUGGAAGACCAUUAGGUGCUGUGGGUAAAUAUCGUGUUCGUCGUAAAUUUCCACUGCCGCGCACAAUUUGGGAUGGUGAAGAAACAAGUUAUUGUUUUAAGGAAAAAUCUCGUUCUGUUUUAAGAGACUGGUAUGCGCACAAUCCUUAUCCCUCACCGCGUGAAAAACGUGAACUAGCAGAGGCUACGGGACUGACAACAACACAGGUUUCUAAUUGGUUCAAAAAUCGAAGACAAAGAGAUCGUGCAGCGGAACAUAAAGAUGGCAACUCGGAUAAACAACAUCUAGACUCAUCGAGUGAUUCUGAAAUGGAAGGUGCUCUUAUGCAACAUCAUAGCAGCACAACAUCCGCCAAUAAUAACAAUACAACGAAUAGCAAUAAUCAUCAUCAUACAACGUCACAUCAUCAUCACCAUCAUCAUCAGCAGCAACAACAGACGCUAUCGCAACAGCAACAACAUGCAGCACAACAAUCUCCCAAUCAAACGCUCAGCAAUCAUCAUACACAUCAUCACCAACAGCAGCAGCAACAACAAAGUCAUCACAGUUCGGCUAAUAUCUCUUCACACACCACUGUCGAUCAUAGUUUAAGUGCUCAACUGGUUGGUGGACCAGCUUUAUCAGCUGCUGCUGCAGCCGCCGCUGCCAUAGGUUCUGCUAAAGGUGCCGGUAAUGCAUCCGCCGCACAAAUGGCUCCUUUACCCGCUGCCGUAGCCUAUUCACAUUUACAUAAUGUUAUGAGUUCUAUGCCCAUUUAUGAUAUGAGUGAAUAUCAACAUUUAUGAUUUUAGUUAGAUGCCAUUUGUACGGGCAGUAGUAGUACUAGUAGUGAAUGGUUGGCAACAUCGGCUGUUAAUGGCACAGCAGCGACAACUACAGCAACAGUUUCAUCUUUGUCAGCUGCUGCGGCUGGUCAAAUAGCAAGACAUCAACAGCAACAACAACAGCAUCAUUAUUAUUUUUAAUAAGAAAUAAUUUAGUUGAAAAUUAUGGACAAAUUUUUAGGAACUGAGAGGGGGGAGGAGUUUUUUUUACAAAAUGGGGUUUGAAGAUUAAAAUUCUGUUUAUAGAAGAAUGUCUGGUUUUGAAAUUGGGAGCUUAGGACUCUACAGAUGAGUAUUUGAUCCUUUGUCUAGACUAUGUUCCAGACUAUUGAUUAGGCUAUAGUCUAGACUAUAGUCCAGACUAUUGACAAGACUACAAUCCAACAUAUAGAUAGGACAAUAAUUUAGUCUAUUUACGUGACUAAAGAGCCCAAAGAAUAGUCCAAGAUACAUACUAGACUAUAGUCCAGAUAAAUGAUUAGAAUAGUCUACAGUCUAGACUAGUCAUGACUAUAUACUAGUCUAAAGACUGCACUAUAUUCUGAAUUAUAGUCUAGUCAAUAGUGUAAACUAUAAUCUAAUGUAUAGUCUGGACGAAAUUCUAGAUUAUAGUCUGGGCCCUUCACUAUCGUCUAUUAUAGACUAUGGACUAGUAUAGUCUAGUAUAGACCAUAGACUAGUAUCGUCUAGUCUAUAUUCUAGACUACAGUCUAAUCCAUAAACUAUAGUAUGGACUAUGUUCCACCUAUAGUCAGGGCUAUAGUCGAGUGUACAGUCUGAACUACAGUCUAGUCAACAGUGUUGAAUAAAGUCUAGUCCAUAGUAUGGACUACAGUCUAUUCUAUAGUCU